This is a messenger RNA of Colletotrichum spaethianum, 1131 nucleotides long. RefSeq names its product alpha carbonic anhydrase 7. The transcript is spliced from 3 exons. Lineage: Eukaryota; Fungi; Ascomycota; Sordariomycetes; Glomerellales; Glomerellaceae. Gene Ontology annotation, molecular function: zinc ion binding; carbonate dehydratase activity. The record is from RefSeq and is a predicted model, not a curated record. The coding region runs from base 1 to 1131 and encodes 376 amino acids.
AUGGCUUCUCGUAUCUUCACCGCCGGCCUCUUCGCCGCCUCCGUCUCUCAGGUCCUCGCCUCGUGCGCCUACGGAACUCACAUCGACCCCCGUGCCGAGGGAGGAAAAGUCAAGGUUAACAACUUUGCUUACACCGGUAGCAAUGGCUUGGCAGGGUCCCUUGAACUGGGUUGCUUUGGACACUGCCGCCAACACUCUCUGUGCCACUGGAACCACCCAGUCCCCAUCGACAUGGUCGCCGGCGCCUUCAACGUCAUCCCCGGCAGCUCCAUCAACCUCAAGAUCCCCGACAUGGCCGAGGGAACCGAGUUUGAGAACCUUGGAACCACGGUCGAGGUUAUCGCCAAGGGCGGAUCGAUGCAAGUCGGCGGCAGCAACUUCACCCUGCAGCAGUUCCACUUCCACCUGCCUAGCGAGCAUCUCGACGCCGGAAGGAGCAUGGCUAUGGAGAUGCACAUGGUCUUCGAGGGCGCCAACCAAGAGAUUGCCGUCAUUGGUACUUACAUCGACGUCGAGCAGGGUGCCGCCGCCGCCGCCCCUGUCGCCGAGGCUCCCGCCGCCGAAGCUCCUGCUGCGGGAAAUGCCACCGCCGAGCGCCGCAGCAAGCUGUCCCGCCGCGCUGCAGCUGCCGCUGCCGCCGAGGCCCCCAAGGCCAUUCCUCUCAUGGGUACCAACCCUAUUCAGGCCGAGGCCGCUUCGUCCAACUUGCUCGAGACUGUCUUCUCUUCCCUCAACGCCAUCAAGGAGCCCGGAACCGUCACCGAGACUGGCGCCCUGAACAUGCAAGAGGUCGUCAGCCUGCUCUCUGCCGGCAGCUUCCAAAGUGAGGGCGUCCAGUGGCUCGUCUCGACCCAGCGUCUCAUGGUCCAGCCCCAGACUUUCAACGCCGUCCGCGAUGUCAUCGGCUUCAACUCCCGGUUCCCUCAGAACAGUCUGGGCAAGGAGAACAUUCUUCAGGUGGCCCAGAAGAGCAUCGUCAGCGCCAACAUUGCCAACCCCGCUGCCGAGGCUCCCGCUGCUGCGCCUGUUGCCGCCGCUCCUGCAGCCCCUAAAGCCCCUGCUGCCGAGGCUCCCAAGGAGGCGCCCAAGAAGGCUGCCAAGGAGGCUGCACCGGCUGCCGCCCACGCUUAA